Messenger RNA from Photinus pyralis (common eastern firefly), 2034 nucleotides. RefSeq lists its product as uncharacterized. The coding region runs from base 1 to 2034 and encodes 677 amino acids. Gene Ontology annotation, molecular function: nucleic acid binding; nucleotide binding. The record is from RefSeq and is a predicted model, not a curated record. The transcript has 2 exons. NCBI's taxonomy places the organism in Eukaryota, Metazoa, Arthropoda, Insecta, Coleoptera, Lampyridae.
AUGGAAGUCAACAUUAAUAAAUAUAACCCGCUACGAGCUUCUUCAUUCAUACCGACCCCUGCAUUUAUCUCACGCAAAAGAGCCAUUAUUAAUGUAAAGAACGAGGAUUUCGGAUGUUUUGGAUGGGCGCUAGUUGCAGCUAUUUAUACUCCAACUGGACAUCCCUGCGAACCGGAUUCGUAUCCGGACUAUUUAGAAAAGUUCAAUUUUGAAGGAAUAACGUUCCCGGUAAAAUUAGAUGCGAUAUCAAAAUUUGAAGAAAUGAAUCCCUUGUCCAUUAACGUUUACGGUUUAGAGGAGGACACACAGAAACAAGACUCAUACGAUAAGCUUAAUCUAACUACGAUCCCCAAUAAAAGCGAUUUCUUUGAUAUGUUGCACGAGCAGGACAUUACCGAUGAAGAAUACAGACGUGCUCAGGAAGUUUGGAAUUUAUUUAAUUGCCAGACGUUGGGCGAAUACUCGGACAUUUAUUUAAAAUCUGAUGUGCUUUUAUUGGCCGAUAUAUUUGAAAACUACAGAGGCGUGUGUUUACGCGAGUACGAAAUUGACGCUGCCCAAUAUCUGACCGGUCCUAGCCUUAGCUGGGACGCUAUGUUAAAAAAGACGGAUGUGGAAUUAGAAUUACUGACAGAUAUUGACAUGCUUCAUUUUUUUAAACGUGGUAUUCGAGGCGGCGUCAGUACGUGCACCAAACGCAAAGCAAUCGCUAACAAUAAAUUUCUUCCCAAUUACGAUCCUUCCAAACCAAGCUCAUUUAUUAUUUAUCUGGAUGCAUGCAAUCUUUAUGGUCAUUCCCAAACACAAUUUCUCCCACAAAGUGACUUUGUUUGGCUCACACCCGAAGAAAUUCAAAAUUUUAAUGUUUUCGAAAUAUCAGAUGAGUCACCGAUCGGGUAUGUCUUAGAAGUUGAUCUACUGUACCCUGAGGCCCUCCACAAUUUGCAAAAUGACAUGCCCUAUUGCCCAGAAUCUAUAACUCCGCCAAAUUCAAGGUCAAAGUAUAAGAAACUAAUUCCAAAUUUAAAUCAUAAGGAAAAAUACGUUUUACAUUAUAGAAUGCUAAGACAAUGCCUGCAACACGGAUUAAUUUUAAAAAAUAUUCAUCGCGGGGUUAAAUUUACCCAAUCGCCUUGGUUAAAAUCCUAUAUUGAUCUAAAUACGGAACUGCGUAAUCGUGAAACUAGCGAAUCGGGCCGUGACACUAUAAAAACUAUGAAUAACAGCAUUUAUGGUAAAACUAUGGAAAACGUUGACAAACGAGUUAACGUUGCACUUGUAAGUCACUGGGAGAGGAUCGGUAAGAAGCCUGGAGCUGAGGGCCACAUAUCUAAACCAAAUUUUAAAAAUUUAUCGGUGUUCUCUGAAAAUCUCGUGGCAAUUGAAAUGUCCAAAGUAUCCGUAAAGUACAACAAACCGGUGUAUGUUGGUUUUUCAAUUUUAGAUUUAUCCAAAACAGUUAUGUACGAGUUCUUUUACGAUUUUCUAAAACCAUUAUAUCAAGAUAAAGUAUCUUUGUUGUAUACAGACACCGAUUCCCUUAUAUUGGAGAUUUUUACUAAUAAUUUCUAUGAUGACAUGAAAUUAUAUUUGGAUAGAUAUGACACAUCUAAAUUUCCCCUUGAUAAUGUACACGGUAUUCCACGCAACAUUUCAGUUGUGGGGAAGAUGAAAGAUGAAUAUUGCGGUGUCCCCAUCGCUAGUUUUUACGGUGCAGGUGCAAAGUCAUACUGUGUCAAUGUAGGUGAUCGUGUAGAUAAGAAAGCUAAAGGGGUAAAAAAGUAUGUAAUAAAGAACGGCUUAAAAGAGGAAGAUUAUAAGAAAGUAGUCGAAGAAGGUGGCGUGAUUAUGAAGCAGAUGAGCGGUUUUCGAUCUCACUUGCACACCAUGUACACAGAAAUGACAAACAAAAUAGCCUUAUCAUCAACGGACGACAAAAGAUACAUUAUCCCUGGCACCUGCAGAACAUUGGCAUGGGGACAUCGCGAUAUUAACGCAAUUCAAAAUUUGGAAGAUUUUCUUAAUUCUUUGUAA